This is a messenger RNA of Podarcis raffonei (Aeolian wall lizard), 2709 nucleotides long. RefSeq names its product chimerin 1 (gene CHN1). The record is from RefSeq and is a predicted model, not a curated record. Gene Ontology annotation, molecular function: GTPase activator activity; ephrin receptor binding. The transcript has 13 exons. Bases 412 to 1791 code for a protein of 459 amino acids. NCBI's taxonomy places the organism in Eukaryota, Metazoa, Chordata, Lepidosauria, Squamata, Lacertidae. Gene Ontology annotation, biological process: positive regulation of GTPase activity; regulation of small GTPase mediated signal transduction; ephrin receptor signaling pathway.
GGAGGGAGGGGAAGGAGCUUGGUCAUGUGGCGAAACAAGAUGGCUCCCGGAGCCUGAAGGGCUGCAGCCUGAGGUGGCCAAAGCGGGCGGCGCGCGCUUCCUUCUGCAAAAGGAGCAAAGAGUCAUUUUCCUCGGCGGGGCUUCCUUAAGUUGGCCGCCCCACGCCCAACUCUCACCGGCCAUCCCUCUCCAGGGUUGAGAGAGAAAUGCAUUCCUCUCUGGGGCAAGUGGCUCCUUGGGCAACAAGGCAAUAACUUUUUAUUGCAGCCUCGCCGCUCUUUGUGUGUGUCCCCCCACACCGCCUGCCUUUUGCGCGCGCCGCCGCGGACCGGAGAGCUUGCAGAGCCCAAUGUCCAGCCCAGCCCUCCUGAGCAGCCCCGACGUGAUCUUGCGACUUGCGGCACCUUCGCAAUGGCUCUUACCUUGUUUGAUACUGAUGAAUACAGGCCACCAGUUUGGAAAUCUUAUCUGUAUCAGUUGCAACAAGAAGCUCCCCACCCUAGAAGGAUUACCUGCACAUCUGAGGUAGAGAACAGACCGAAGUACUAUGGACGAGAGUUCCAUGGGAGGAUAUCGAGAGAAGAAGCAGAUCAAUUAUUGAGCGUAGCAGAGGGAAGUUAUCUUAUUCGCGAAAGCCAACGGCAACCUGGAACGUACACUUUGGCUUUGAGAUUUGGAAAUCAAACCAGAAACUUCAGACUUUACUAUGAUGGAAAACACUUCGUUGGAGAGAAGCGUUUUGAGUCUAUCCACGACCUGGUGACAGAUGGAUUGAUCACCCUUUAUAUUGAAACCAAGGCAGCAGAAUACAUUGCCAAGAUGACCAUAAAUCCAAUUUAUGAACACAUAGGAUAUACAACUUUAAGCAGAGAGCCAACAAACAAGAAGCAUACAGUGGCUGUGAGAGAUACACUUGAUGGCAAAGAGUCUUCAGGAGACAAUGACAUAGUAGAAAAAAAGCUGACAUCACUUGUCAGAAGAGCAACUCUGAAAGAAAACGAACACAUUCCAAAAUAUGAAAAGGUUCACAGUUUCAAGGUUCACACUUUCAGGGGUCCACAUUGGUGUGAAUAUUGUGCCAACUUUAUGUGGGGCCUCAUUGCUCAGGGAGUGAAAUGCGCAGAUUGUGGCUUAAACGUUCAUAAGCAAUGCUCCAAGAUGGUCCCAAACGACUGCAAGCCAGACCUGAAACAUGUCAAAAAAGUGUACAGCUGUGAUCUCACUACACUAGUAAAAGCGCACUUCACAAAGAGACCAAUGGUUGUAGACAUGUGCAUUAGAGAGAUUGAAUCGAGAGGUCUCAAUUCUGAAGGACUCUACAGAGUAUCUGGAUUCAGUGACCUAAUUGAAGAUGUCAAAAUGGCUUUUGACCGAGAUGGGGAAAAAGCAGACAUCUCUGUGAAUACUUAUGAAGAUAUCAAUAUUAUCACAGGUGCACUUAAACUGUACUUCAGGGAUUUGCCAAUUCCGCUAAUCACAUAUGAUGCCUACCCAAAGUUUAUAGAUUCUGCAAAAACCACAGAUCCUGACGAACAGCUGGAAAUACUUCACGAAGCCCUGAAACUGCUGCCUCCUGCUCACUGUGAAACCUUGCGGUAUCUCAUGGCGCAUUUAAAAAGGGUGACGCUCCACGAAAAGGAGAAUCUGAUGAAUGCAGAGAACCUGGGCAUUGUUUUUGGACCAACACUGAUGCGAGCGCCAGAACUUGAUGCAAUGGCUGCCCUGAACGAUAUCCGUUACCAGAGACUUGUGGUGGAGAUGCUUAUAAAAAACGAAGAUAUUUUAUUUUGAACUUGUUUGUGGGUGUGCAUGUAUGUUUUUAAAUGAACUGCAAAAUAGAAAAAGAAGAAUCCGGGGAUGAUGAAGGAAUAUUUUGAAAUGGAGCCUGCAGCGGAAUUCUGAUUGUGAGGUUUUUGAUGUAUGAAAGGUGCUUGUUUAUCGUUGCUUGUGUGGUAUCAUUCAGACAAUGUUGGGAACAUAUAUUGUACUUUCCAGUACUAAAUAGGUCUGGGGGGUUUCAUCAUAGUACAGGAAAUUCAAACUGAAAUAGGUCUCCUCCUUGUUUUACCCUCUCUUGUGAGGCUUCUGCUGCAAAGGACACAACAGGAACAGCACAGCUUCUGUGUUCUGGAAUAGUCUGUGAUUGUACUUUAGCAUGUUUCUCAGUGUAAAUCUGUUGUGGGUUUCUUACUACGUUCCGUAAUUGGUUUCUGAUAUUUCAGUUGCGGGGGGGAGCAGAUUUCAGUGAACCAAGACCUCUAGCUCUUCAUUGACAUCACCCCUCAUUCUUAGCCUACUUUGAAAUAUACCAUAUUUACUCAAAUCUAUUGCGUGCCUUUUUUGGCCAAAUUAUGUUGAGAAAUUUAAGGGGCUCAUUAGAUUCGAUAGCACAUUUACAUUCGCCAGCAAAUCCUUCCCCCACCCCCAAGGUGCUGAAAAAUUGAGGCGUGCAUUAGAUUUGAUGGUGCAUUCGACUCGAGUAAAUACGGUAAUUUCUAGCUGGGUUCUAUAGCAUUUGUUUUAAUGAUGGCGUGCAUUUUUCUUUUACGUUGUGGUUGCCACUUUUAAGUCAUGCCUUUUUUUGUAAAGAUCCAGUUAAAGGUGGCAAACUGAACGAAUGAAGACUGGUUUGUUGUUGUUUUAAAUGGUAAUUUUGUAUUUUUAUUGGGCAUGCGUAUUAAUUUAUUAAAGUUUUGCAUUGGAACCUUA